Mangifera indica (mango) is the source of this 3213-nucleotide messenger RNA. RefSeq names its product protein argonaute 4-like. Gene Ontology annotation, molecular function: RNA binding; protein binding. NCBI's taxonomy places the organism in Eukaryota, Viridiplantae, Streptophyta, Magnoliopsida, Sapindales, Anacardiaceae. Gene Ontology annotation, cellular component: cytoplasm. The transcript has 24 exons. The record is from RefSeq and is a predicted model, not a curated record. Bases 168 to 2945 code for a protein of 925 amino acids. Gene Ontology annotation, biological process: regulatory ncRNA-mediated post-transcriptional gene silencing.
UAGUAUUUCACAGUACACAUACAAUAGUGGUCCCUUUUCUUUCAUUUACUCCAUCUUACUCGCGUUCUCCUCUCCAACUGAAACGUAAACGUUGACACUAGUGGAGAAAGUUCUUGUCCCGUUUUGUUAGAACUCCGGUUUAGUUUACAGCUGUAUGACAUAAGGGUAUGGAUUCACUUGAGCAUGAAGGGAAUGGGGCUCACGAAGGAAAUGGAGCACAUAAAGGAAAUGGGGCAGAUGAUGCAUUGCCACUACCUCCACCAGUAAUUCCACCAGAUUUCACUCCAACAAAGGUGGAACCUGAACCAUUUAAGAAAAAGGUGGUGAGGCUUCCAAUAUCGAGGCGUGGCCUUGGAUCUAAAGGGCAAAAGAUUACUCUGCUUACAAAUCACUUCAAAGUUAAUGUUACCAAUGUUAAUGGUCACUUCUUCCAUUAUAGUGUUUCCCUCUCAUAUGAAGAUGGUCGUCCUGUUGAUGGCAAGGGUAUUGGAAGACGAGUAAUUGACAGAGUGCAAGAGACCUAUGAUAAUGAGUUAGCUGGAAAGGACUUUGCAUAUGAUGGGGAGAAGAGUUUAUUUACUGUUGGUCCCCUUCCCCGCAAUAAGCUAGAGUUUACUGUUGUGCUUGAGGAAAUUUCAUCCAGCAGAAACAAUGGAAAUGGAAGUCCUGAUGGGCACGAGAGCCCUAGUGCGAAUGAUCGAAAGAGAGUACGUCGCCCUUAUCGCUCCAAAACUUACAAAGUGGAGAUCAGCUUUGCUGCAAAAAUCCCAAUGCAAUCUAUUGCUAAUGCACUACGUGGUCAAGAGUCUGAGAACUCCCAAGAAGCUUUGAGGGUUCUGGAUAUAAUACUACGGCAGCAUGCAGCUAAACAGGGUUGCCUCCUUGUACGACAAUCAUUCUUUCACAAUGAUCCGAAAAAUUUUGCUGAUGUAGGAGGAGGUGUUCUUGGUUGUAGAGGGUUUCAUUCUAGCUUUAGAACCACUCAGGGAGGCUUGUCUCUGAAUAUUGAUGUAUCAACUACAAUGAUUAUACAGCCUGGCCCUGUUGUUGAUUUUCUAAUAGCCAAUCAACAGGUCAGGGAUCCGUAUGCAAUAGACUGGGCCAAGGCUAAACGAACACUAAAGAAUCUGAGGAUCAAGGUGGCUCCAUCCAACCAAGAGUACAAGAUAACUGGAUUGAGUGAGAAACCCUGCAGAGAGCAGAUGUUUUCACUCAAGCAGAAAAAUGUGAGGGAUGAGGAUGGUGAAGUUCAGUCCCAGGAAAUAACUGUUUAUGACUACUUUGUCAAUCAUCGCAAUAUGGAUUUACGAUAUUCAGCAGAUAUUCCUUGCAUCAAUGUUGGGAAGCCAAAGCGCCCUACGUAUAUUCCUCUUGAGCUUUGUUCUUUGGUUUCCUUACAACGAUACACAAAAGCUCUUAACACUCUACAGAGAGCUUCGCUUGUAGAAAAAUCAAGGCAGAAGCCACAAGAAAGGAUGAAUACAUUAUCUAAUGUUCUACGAAAUGGCAAGUAUGAUGCUGAACCAAUGCUACGUUCAUGUGGCAUUUCAAUAAGUACUAAUUUUGCUAAAGUGGAAGGCCGUGUUCUGUCCGCCCCUAGGUUAAAAGUAGGAAAUGGUGAGGAUUUCUUUCCUCGAAAUGGGCGGUGGAAUUUCAAUAAUAAGAAAUUAGUGGAGCCAACAAAGAUAGAACGAUGGGCUCUUGUGAACUUUUCUGCGCGUUGUGAUAUUCGUGGCCUUGUUCGCGAUCUGAUAAAAUGUGGCGAUAUGAAAGGCAUCAAAAUAGAUGAUCCAUUUGAUGUGUUUGAAGAGAAUCCACAGCUUAGACGAGCCCCACCCUUGGUUAGAGUGGAAAAGAUGUUUGAUGACAUUCAGUCUAAACUUCCUGGGGCUCCACAGUUCCUUCUUUGUUUGCUUCCGGAGAGGAAGAAUUGUGAACUUUAUGGUCCAUGGAAGCGAAAGAAUCUUGCUGAAUUUGGAAUAGUUACCCAGUGCAUUGCUCCUACGAGGGUCAAUGACCAAUAUCUUACAAAUGUUCUCCUCAAAAUUAAUGCAAAGCUUGGUGGGUUAAACUCUAUCCUAGCUGUUGAACAUUCUCCUUCCAUUCCUGUUGUUUCCAAGGCUCCCACCAUAAUCCUUGGGAUGGAUGUGUCGCAUGGGUCUCCUGGACAAUCUGAUAUUCCAUCAAUUGCUGCUGUUGUCAGCUCCAGGCAUUGGCCUCUGAUAUCUCGGUACAGAGCAGCUGUUCGGACACAGUCUCCAAAGGUUGAAAUGAUUGAUUCUUUAUUCAAGAAAAUUUCUGACACUGUUGAUGAAGGCAUUAUGAGGGAGCUGCUCUUGGACUUUUAUACCAGUUCAGGGAAAAGGAAACCUGAUCAAAUCAUCAUAUUCAGGGAUGGUGUUAGCGAGUCACAAUUCAAUCAAGUCUUGAACAUUGAACUUGAUCAGAUCAUUGAGGCUUGCAAGUUUUUAGAUGAGAAAUGGAGUCCUAAGUUUGUGGUGAUUGUUGCACAGAAAAAUCACCACACUAAGUUCUUUCAAUCUGGAUCUCCUGAUAAUGUUCCACCUGGAACUGUUAUAGACAACAGAGUUUGUCAUCCAAAGAAUUACGACUUCUAUCUUUGUGCACAUGCUGGAAUGAUUGGAACUACAAGGCCAACUCAUUAUCAUGUUCUGUUGGAUGAGGUGGGCUUCUCGGCUGAUGAUUUGCAGGAUCUUGUGCAUUCCCUUUCAUAUGUGUACCAGAGAAGCACCACAGCCAUUUCUGUGGUUGCCCCAAUAUGCUAUGCACACUUGGCUGCCUCCCAGGUAGGAUCUUUUGUGAAAUUCGAUGACAAAUCAGAGACAUCUUCGAGCCAUGGCGGUAUGGCUACUGCAGGAGCUGCUGCAGUUCCUCAGCUGCCGAGACUGCAGGAGAAAGUGUGCAAUUCAAUGUUCUUUUGCUGAGGCUUGAGAAGGCCUGUUUCCCAGUUUGUGUAUAGGCUCUUUGGUUUUGCUUUGGUGAUGCCUAGUCAUUGCCCUAUUUCCUGACUCCCUAGUGACUGUGUGACGAUAACUUUGGUAAUUAUGCUUGUUGGUUUUGCUUUGGUGAUGCCUAGUCAUGUUAUCCAUACUUGCUGACUCCCUAGUAACUAAUUAUGCUAUGCUUAUGUACUUACCUAAUGGCCUUUCUGGCCUAGUGAAAUGCAUGCGUUUGAUGUUGCAUUUAAUCAAA